Aphanomyces astaci is the source of this 1110-nucleotide messenger RNA. RefSeq lists its product as hypothetical. Bases 1 to 1110 code for a protein of 369 amino acids. The transcript is spliced from 5 exons. The record is from RefSeq and is a predicted model, not a curated record. Lineage: Eukaryota; Oomycota; Saprolegniomycetes; Saprolegniales; Verrucalvaceae.
AUGCACGCCGUUCAUCAACCAUCUCUCGUGUCGCUGGUGGUGGAGCCCCUGCAAGGACCGCUUCGACAGGGGACGUGGACCGAGGCCGAAGUCGCGUACGUCGCGCUCUUGUCCAAGUUCUUCAAGGCCGGGCUGUUGGAAUGUGUCGAACCAGGCCAUAGCAUUCGCAAGUGGCUGGCGAGCAUAAUCAAGUGCGACCCCAUGCGCAUCAGCAAACGUUUGACGAAAUCCGCCAGGCUUGGAAUUGUACCAUACAAGCGCAACCAACCUAGCCUAGACGCAAUGUCCUCGUUUGAGCGUCGUGCGUGUCUGCAAGCGCUCGAGGCCGCUCGCUUGGCAGUCGAAAAUGACCUGCAAAGUCGAUCGACUUCAUUGGAUUGGAAUGCAGUACGUUGUCGAGUGCGGUCACGACGGCACCGCAAAUACAUGCAGCCAACCCUGUGCGGCGUCAUCGAUAGCUUGCUUGAAGACCUGGAAAUGCCAUUGAUCAGCUUGAAUGCACUCAGAUUAUCUUCCCCCCUCCAUGAAGAGCAAGCAGUCGACGACAAGAUGGCCAUGUGCUAUGAAGAGUCGGCCAUAAAAUACGUCAAGUUCAAGUUGGACGAGCGUGAGCUGUUCCAACCUCGCGAUGCCACGUACUUUGAGGUUGGGGUGGUGGUGAUGUAUUCGGUCACCACGAGAAACAAACUCGGACAAGCGGUCCUCUUCCUCGCCCGUCAAGCGGACACGUUCCCCUGCAUGCCCGCGGUGCCUGAGGUGGUGCGCAUGCAGUUCCAAGAGUGGUUUGUGUUUACGCAAUACACGACAAACAACUCGGUUGAAUAUGUGCAUUAUUACAGCGGUAACCCCAAGCGCAGCUACCCCGCUGCCCGCCAACGGUACAUCCUCGACCACGUCCACCACAUGCCCUCCACGAGAUGUUCAACACUCGAAGCUGGAGUACCAUGCACCAAUUGGUGUACUUGCAUCGCCCCUUUAAAGCCAGGUCGGCCACGAUGCCACGGAUGUUCUCGACCCACGUUCUCCAAGUGCCAAGUGCACAUCCCGUCGGCGCAGCAGUCCAAGCACGAUCUGGAUACGGUGGCUUACAUCGACUUCCGGAAAACCUAA